AAUAAACUCGUAUCGAGCUUAUUGUGGAGCGCGUGCCCCCUGGACGAGAGCGUGGGCUGAGAAGAAGCGUGAACCCGGGAAUUCCCUGCGCUCGACGCUCGUUUUUUACGCCCACAUGGACAUUUUCAUAGCUCCAUCACUUCGGCAAACUUCCUCAAACAUGCCGUUAAGCCAUACUUCCUCUCUUAGGGGUGCACUCACUUCCUACAUAGUUCAAUAACCGCAUCCACACAGCAGAAGCAGAAGCAGCAGCAGCAGCAGACAGCAGGCGAGCGAGCGAGCGAGCGCGUGCGUUUGUGCGUGUGUUUUUUUGGAGGAGAUCCGCUGCUGCUCGCCUUUGGAAACCUACUGAAAUCUGUCUACACCAAGCUACAGCAGGAGCAUGAUUGCUUGUUGAAGAUUGAAGCGCUUCAUCCCCUCCCAGCAUGCAGAGCAUUAAGUGUGUGGUAGUAGGCGAUGGUGCGGUGGGGAAGACCUGCCUGCUCAUCUCUUACACCACCGGCGCCUUCCCGAAAGAGUACAUCCCCACCGUCUUCGACAACUACAGCUCCCAGGUGAGCGUGGACGGCCGGGCCAUCAGCCUGAACCUGUGGGACACUGCAGGUCAGGAGGAGUACGACCGCCUGCGCACGCUCUCCUACCCGCAGACCAACGUCUUCGUCAUCUGCUUCUCCAUCUCCAGCCCGCCCUCCUACGAGAACGUCAAGCACAAGUGGCAUCCCGAGGUCACCCACCACUGCCCCAACGUGCCUAUCCUGCUGGUGGGCACCAAGAGCGACCUCCGCAACGACUCAGAGGUGCAGAAGAAACUGAAGGAGCAGAACCAGGCGCCCAUCACGCAGCAGCAGGGCCAGGCUUUGGCUCGACAGAUCCACGCCAUCAAGUACAUGGAGUGCUCGGCACUCAACCAGGAUGGCAUCAAGGACGUGUUCGCCGAGGCCGUUCGCGCCUUCCUCAACCCCCAGCAACCUGCCACCAAAAAACCCUGCAUACUCCUCUGAGAACGGGGCGAGGAAGAGAGAGCAUAGCCUUAUUUUGAAUUACAUAGAGAUUUAUAUGCUAAUGUAAUUAAUGAAAGAAAAGUAUGACAGAGUUAGCCAGCCAUGACCAAGAGCCAAAGUGUUGUGAAAGCCUAUUGUCUCUGUUGUAAGAAAACUUUGUAGCUUAGCAGCAAAAAAAUGAUGAAUUUGUCCUUUGAUUGCAACUUGUUUGCAAGAUUCCCAGUCCUGGUCCUGGAUUACUGCUUGCUGUUUACCUUGCUAAAAAAAGAUUUUGUCUGAUUUUAAGCCUUCCAUCCAAACAUGAUGGAAACAAAUUCUUCUGAAAACACUCUCCAUGAAGAAGAUUUUAGAAUACUCUGUUUUCAGCACUGAUGUUUGGGAAAAAAGGUAAAAAAAAUGAUUUUAAAGACGCUGAUGUGAAAAUGCAUGCAUGUUUCUGGUUUAAUCUCAAACAACCCCUUACUCACUAUAUAGUGAACUAUAUCAAGACAUAAAACUACAACAUCUACAGAAUCCAUAAUUUUGUAACUUGCAUAGUGCACUAUUUAUUAGCUAUUACUGUUAUCCCAUACAGGCUUAGCAUGCUCAUGCAAGCGUUUUCAUCUCUGUGUGGAUGGAAAUCUUCUUUAUUUUAAAAAUACCCAGAUAUAGUAUGUGUGGACGUUUCCUUUACUGUUUUCCUGCUCUAAAACUUACACUUACACCACAGGAAGGAUAUAAUUAGCUGUUUAGUUGGAUCAGGUGUGGUGGAAGUGGGGAAAACACUAAAAUGUCCAGGACCAGGGCUGGGAACCACUGAUUUAAAGUGUUUAUCAGAAGUAAUUGUAGGUAAUUGUUGCUGAAAUUGUUUAUAUAAUGUAAAGGGCAGCUGUUGAUUUUUUUUAAACACAUAACUUAAUUAUAUAUAAAAUUACUUAAGAUUUUCUUAUGACAGUGAUAAUAUCAUAUCAUAACACAAGAGAAGUAAAUUGUAUACUGCACAGAUGGAUUGAACUCGCAAAGCAAAAAGAAUGUACUUUUAUUUGAGAAAAUGCCACUAUAUAUUUUACCCCAUAUAUAUAUAUAUACAGAUAGAUCAAUAUAAAGACAGGAGAGAUAUAAGAAUACAGAUAUCUUAAUGUGAUAUUUUUUUGAGAGAGUAGGAAAUGUCUGUGGAUUUUUUGACCUCAUACAAAAAGGUCUUAUGACUUGUUUUGAACCAAAUCUGAGAAAUACACAGUGAAAAAAUGUAUAAAGCACAGGGUCUAGCAGCUUUAAUGAAUGAAGCCUUAACAAUACUAUGCAGGACUUUGCUUUAAUCAAAACAGGGAUCUGAGAUUUUACUUUAGUUUGUUCUUGUUGUAUUUAUGUGAUAACGCCUCUGUGUGUCUGAAAGUGCUUGUUCAGCCACGGGAUUACAUCUCUAAAUGAACCUGCAUGUCUGUGUUAGUCUGUGUUAAUUAAGGAGACUGGAGAUUUCUGCAGAUUUCAGCUCGCUCGUGUCUGCGUCAGCGGCUUGACCAGUUUCUGUAUGGAGUUUUGCAUUGACCACACUACUUCCUUAUGGUGCGGGAAACAGCAUCUUGGCAGUCCAUUCAGGAAGCAGAGGCUCCAGCACGCAUCACGCUCCAUUCUACACACUCACUGUUUCCCCACAGAGCCUGGGUGGAGCUCAACCGUGAAGCAGCCAGAAUAAGAAAAGCUCUUGCUUUCAGCUCUUGAUGACUGAAUUCAGAAUUAGCUCACAUUGUUAAUGUAAACUUACAGAGGCCUUACUCAUGCAUCCCAUAACUAUAGAAGCAUUAGUUUGUGUGGAAACUGAAACUGCCAGUUGAAAACAUAAAUUUAAAGAUUCUCUUUGGUAUCAGGAUUGGUUCAUCUAAGGCAUCACUUCGAAGAACCUUCUUGGCACUUUAAUAUUUUUGGGCUGUUCAUAAAUGUUGAAAGUUUUUAGAGGAAUGUAACAGUGUUUCAACUUCAGUGUUGAAGCACCUUUCAUCAGGUUACUGGCAAGUGGUCAUUGUUACAAUUCCAAAGCCUUUAUUCAGCUUUUAGAAAGCCCUUUUUAAUGAAAUACUCUUUUUAAAAAGGUAAAUUAGUUGUGGCCUACGGAUAACAAGUUCAAAUUCCGCGACAUGCUGCUUUGGCAUCAGCAGCCGGAGUUCGAGAGAGCACAAUCAGCCAUUCUCACUCUGGGUAGGUAGAUGGUCCUCUCUCCCCCGAUUAGUCCCAAUUUUAAUGGUUAGCAUAAGAAUCUAUGGCUGAUUUUACAUGUAUCAAAGACCCUCUAAGUUUCAAGAUGUAACAAUAUUUGUAUAUUUGUUGUAUCGUUAUGGCUUUGGGAAUUUGAAUUGAGUUAAAAAAAAUGUGUAUUUUUAGUGUUUUAGUGCUUUCCCUGCUCCCAACACACCUGAUCCACCUACUCAAGUCAUGAACAGCUCAAUAUUGAGUUAAAGUGAGUGUGUUAAAGCAGUGUCCCAAGGGCAAAGCACUAAAAUGUGAAAAUCAGAGUUGAGAAACAUUGCUUUAGGUCUUUAUUACAAAAUAAUUCUUUAAGGAACCAAAAUUAAUAGUUUUUUUUUUUUCUUUAAUAAGGUAUGUGUCCCAAUUUUGCACUAACAAUUGGGUCGCAGCCCACAAAAGCACCAUAUAGCACCAUAUUCAGUUUUGUCUCCAUGGUAAAUAUCCAAAUAUCAUCUUACCAGUGCUACUGUUUGCUAUGAGUUAAAUAAUGGAACUCGUGCUGAGGGUUUUUUAGUUAAGUACAAUUGCAGUUAAGAUGUGAUUCGUUUUGUAUGUGCUUCAUUGUUGCCCUGCUAAGGUACCAUAUACAAAAUGGAUUGAUUGAAAUGGUGAUGAAUGCAGUUAUACAGUUUGAUUCUACAUGAUGCAUAACUGAAGCAUCUACUUCUGCACAUAAAGACAACUGCCAGUUGGAAGCAUGCAGCACUCAGCCUGAAGCUACUAACCAGUAUGAUGCAGUUACUCAGUUAUGUCCUGAGUUCUGUGCAGGCCAAACACAACAUGCGGUUGCACAAUAAGCUUUUACACCACAGUAAAUUGGUCCUGAAUUCUACUAAGCACUGAAGACAAAGGGCUCCAGUCCGCCGCAGACAGACGCAGGGCAAACCCCUCCGUCGUCACUGCGUUACUGAUAAACAUCCAGCCUUAACAGCUAAGAAAAGCCAGUCUUUUCCUCAGGCUCUGACCACAGCAUGUUAUGGCGUUCCACGGGAAGUAAUCUUCCUCCUGGAAACAGAGCAGGGAAGGGUUUAUGUUUCCACACACUUCCUCCCCGAGCCCCGCGCCGUCCACAGCAGCUCCACGCCCAGGCCUGUCUCGGGACGUUACUCUGAGAAUUGAACACCAGGUCUUCUUAGCUUUAAUUUCUCACACUGUCUGUUUUUAAUGAGGCUUUAAUGUUGAUUACAUGUUCAAUGUUUUACUGUUUGUAAUUUAUUUACCUGAAUUUCUGUUUUAAAAAUGUGUUUUAAUGCAAAUAAAAUAAACACAGCUUUGAUGUCACAA
This is a messenger RNA of Astyanax mexicanus (Mexican tetra), 4508 nucleotides long. It is a transcript of the gene rhogb, whose product is annotated as ras homolog family member Gb. Gene Ontology annotation, cellular component: plasma membrane; cell projection; cell cortex. Bases 426 to 1001 code for a protein of 191 amino acids. Gene Ontology annotation, biological process: cortical cytoskeleton organization; regulation of actin cytoskeleton organization; establishment or maintenance of cell polarity. Gene Ontology annotation, molecular function: protein kinase binding; GTP binding; GTPase activity. The record is from RefSeq and is a predicted model, not a curated record. The transcript is spliced from 2 exons. Lineage: Eukaryota; Metazoa; Chordata; Actinopteri; Characiformes; Acestrorhamphidae.